Caenorhabditis briggsae is the source of this 651-nucleotide messenger RNA. Gene Ontology annotation, cellular component: mitochondrion. NCBI's taxonomy places the organism in Eukaryota, Metazoa, Nematoda, Chromadorea, Rhabditida, Rhabditidae. The transcript has 4 exons. Gene Ontology annotation, molecular function: acetylpyruvate hydrolase activity. The record is from RefSeq and is a predicted model, not a curated record. The coding region runs from base 1 to 651 and encodes 216 amino acids.
AUGUCCGCUCAAUCGCUCGCCGGCUUUCGGAAUCUGGCCACAAAAAUCGUUUGCGUCGGCCGCAACUAUAAGGAUCACGCUCUGGAACUGGGCAACGCAAUUCCCAAGAAACCAAUGCUUUUUGUGAAAACAGUAAACUCGUUUAUUGUGGAGGGCGAGUCGAUUGUCGCGCCGCCCGGGUGCCAGAAUUUGCAUCAGGAGGUGGAAUUGGGUGUGGUGAUUGGGAAGAAGGCGUCGAAAAUCACAAAAUCCUCAGCGAUGGACUAUGUUGGUGGCUACACGGUUGCACUGGACAUGACCGCCCGUGAUUUCCAGGACGAGGCCAAGAAGGCGGGCGCCCCGUGGUUCAUGGCCAAAUCGUUCGAUGGAUCGUGUCCAGUUGGUGGAUUUUUGCCGGUUUCGGCGAUUCCUGACCCGCACAACGUGGAAUUAUACUGUAAAAUCAAUGGAAAGGAUCAGCAGAGAUGCCGAACGGAUGUGAUGAUUUUCGAUAUUCCAACACUUUUGGAAUACGCGACACAGUACUUUACACUGGAAGUUGGAGACGUUGUGUUGACUGGAACACCGGCUGGUGUUACGAAAAUCAAUCCGGGAGAUGUUAUUGAAUUCGGGCUCACUGGAUUGGCAGAAUCGAAAUUUUUAGUUCAAUAA